AUGACUGCUCGUGGGAAAAACGUUAAGACGCUUGCCACGGAGAGCGAAAUCUUUGUCUAUGACCGAAGAUGGGUCAGCGAGCCCAACAGCAUCCAGAUUCCCGAGCUACCCCCGCCACAUCCACUGCACGUCGAUAACCCGCCCGAUACCCUCACAAACCAGAACGAUCUACAAGCAUGGAGGAGCCUCUACUUAGCAAGGAGGACAUGGGCCGCGGACCUCACGGAGCGCUGCGAGUCGGCGGAAAAGCAGAUACAUGAGCACAACGAGCGCACUGAUAUCAUCAACCGAGCUGCAAGCGUAGCUCUCGAGAACCUCAAAACCCACGUCGGCACCCUAGAGCAUAAAUUCCAAGAGGCCCAGUCCUUCGCCAAUGAACUUUUAAGUCAACAGCAAGCAGCACUCAAUGGAUGGAAAAGGGCAUUGUCAACUUUAGAUAGCAUUCCAGCUCGCAAGGACUUCCCCUUCCUGGGCCGUCCGUCAACACCAACGAAAGGCAGAGGCCAAGCGAUGGGUACACUACAAGACUACGUGGAUACAGCGGAGGUACAAAGGGCUGGCUCGGAAGCCCCAGAAAUACUUGCGCGCUUUGCCCAUCAAGUUAGCACUAUCGAGAAAAAUGUUAGUGAGAUUGCUACAGAUACUCAACGCCUGGUUGAUGAAGCCUUUCCUACGAGUGUUGAGCCCGUGGAUGGACUCUUGCAGGAAAUGGAAACAAUAUCAAAUAAGAUACAAUCCGACUACGAGCAUGUUCUGGCCUUGCCUAACAACCCAAAGACAUUGGCAAACGUUUCUAGGCUCGCUCUCAGCCAUACACAAGACCUUCUACCAUCGUUAUUGGACGUUAGCAACGAAAUACAGGCUGGCCAGGAAGAAGCUGUGAGACGAUAUAAUGCGGCAGUGAAAGCCUCGUCGAGUCAUAUGCGGCUCAUAUCUUCUAUUGAGUAUCGGCUUGCCGAAACUCUACCUCAGAUCAACAGCCUGCCUUUGCAAAGCGAAGCAUUUGAUGUCAUUUACACGGUCUUCCAUAUGCCUAUUAUCUACGGGUCGGUUCUGAUUGAGUCUGUGCGACGUCGCGAGUUCAAUGAUAAAAUGAAGAACGACUCACUGACUUUGGCGGAGGAAAUGUCUGUAUUCCGGGAAGAAGAGCAGCGUCGAAGGAAGAAAUGGCUCAAAAAUAUGGCUGAUUUUAUUUCCAUCUCUGAUGCUACGACCCCUGGCAUCGAGAUAAAUCUACGGGGCCAGGAGCAGGAAUGGCCUGCCGUUAGUAGGAAAGAAGUUGAGUCAUAUAUCGAAGACCUGAAAAAUAAACCUGACAUGGAAAAUCACGCCCAAGAACUGAUGCAGCGCUUCAAAGAGCUUGAUGCUCCUACCCGGAUGCAGCGUCGCAGAGCAAAAGCUUUCAAACAGGGAAGUCUUUUUGACCUGAGCCGAAGCUCGCUUUUACUGCGCAGUGACGAUAUGGUCAGAAGUCUAAAAGAUGAGAAAGUCAAGCUUGAAGAUAGAUUGAAAGGCUCCGAGAGCCGUAUUCGAAAGUUAGAGGAUCUCCUUCAUCGUCAGAGUCAUAUGAGCCGACCCUCCAGCGGCAACUUCUCACUUGAUUUCCCCAGUUCACCGGCGUCGCCUCACCCCGACUCACUUUCAAGGAGAUCUUCGGUCUCUUCAAGGCGAAUGUCUGCAAAUCAAGCUCCGGAGGAAAAGGCGCUCGUACAACGUAUCACUCGCCUCGAGGCCGAGCUAGCGGCUGAGCGAGACACGGUGCAACGACUUCAAAAGGAGGCACAUGCCGAGCGGCAGUCUAAUACCGACAAAAUACAAGAAGCCCAGUCAACGAAGAAAGAUCUCAUUGGCAAUCUCGAAGCGCGGCAACGUGAGUUUGAUGACGAGCGCAGAUUUUUGGAGGGUGAAUUAAGAAGGCUUCGAAUCCGGACUGAGGAGCUAGAAGAGGAGGUGGACAGAAAUCUCGACAGUCGCGAACACGAGAAGCAAGACGCCGAUGAGCGCAUACAUCAUCUCGAGAUGGAAUUGCAAGAUGUCCAUGCCCGAGCUGAAGAAGAAUUGAGGAAAGCAAAUGAAACGAUUGGACACUUGCAAUCGGAGAAGGGCGUAGGAGAAACCCUACGGGCCCGUAUUGAAGAGCUACAGAACCAGGUGGCUGAAAACGAAAGGAAAGAAAACGAUAACAAGCACGCUUUGCAGGUCGCUUUUCUCAAUUUGUCUCCUGGUGGCUCUGUUCCUACCGAAUUUCCGAAUAUCAUUAAAGCAAUUGAGGUUCUCUCCGAAGGGCUAACAAUCCAUGCCAAGAAUGCGGAGGAGAGUGCCGCAAAAGCUUCAGCGGAAAGCAAGGUGCUCGAAGAACGGUUGGGUCUGAUGGAGUCUGAAUUGGAGGAUUUGAGAAAGACUGCGACCUCACGAGAAACAGAACUUUCCCAAGCUCGAAAUGAAUUGGCUGAAGGAAAAGCAAAGCUGAGCAUUGUGACCUCAGAAUUGGAAGAUGAACGAUCAAAACUCAUCGCAUUACAGUCCCAAUUUGCUGCGGGCGAGACAGGAUCCGACGCCCUGCGGGAGCGUGUUACCGAAGAAGAACGGAAGUUAACUGAUCUGGCCCAGAGGCUAGCUGAGGUUGAGACAUUGGCUCGUCAGUCUGAAGAAGAAGUUACUACCUGGAAGAAGAAGGUUGAAGCAAUGUCCGAAGCGGAGCAGCAAACUACUGUACGGUUCGAGACUUGCGGGGUCAGGUUCCAGGAGUUGUCAAAGCAGCUUUUCGCACAAGUGGAGAAGCUGGAGCGCAUGCUGGAACAACUAGGGUUCACGAUCGUUCGUCAAAAUGGUGACAUAGUUGUGCAGAGGUCGUCCAAGGUCAAUGCCCUCUCUAGCACCGGUGACAGUCUUAGCCAGUCGGGAGUGGUGUCUGUGAGACCGGACGCAAGCCUUCUCGAUUGGAUGCAUGCCGAUAGCAAGGAAGAAGAAACAGAUAAGUUCAUGGCUUUCGUGGAAUCCUUAUAUCAAUUUGAUGUGGACAUCUUCGGCGACGCGGUCGUCAAGCGUGUAAAGGAUAUUGAAGUUCUUGCUCGCAAAUGGCAGAAAGAAGCCCGCGGAUACCGAGACAAGUACCACCGGGUUCAAAGCGAAGCCCAUGAUAAAAUCGCCUACCGGUCCUUUAAAGAAGGGGAUCUUGCACUCUUCUUGCCUACCCGCAACCAAGCUAUCCGGUCAUGGGCUGCGUUCAAUGUUGGCGCACCACACUAUUUCCUGCGCGAGCAAGAUGCGCACAAGCUUCAAACCCGGGACUGGCUGCUUGCUCGGAUUACCAAGAUCGAAGAACGCGUUGUUGAUCUCUCCAAAUCGAUGAACGGUGCCAAUCCUGACCGCCGUUCCAUCGGCGAAGUCAGCGAUGGCACCUCACUUGAUGACGAAAACCCGUUUGAGCUGUCUGAUGGUCUCCGCUGGUACCUCUUAGAUGCCACGGAAGAAAAGCCAGGCGCCCCAGCGACUCCGGGCUUAGGAAAGAGCACUGUUGCGCCAGCACACGUAGACGCCAAAGGCAGCAUUCGCAUGAAACGCACAUCAGCCGGUGGGAAUAUUGCCAAAACGUUGACCAAGAGCUUAGACAGCCGACGAAAUAGUUCCAAUUCUAAGAAGGGGCAUUCCUCGACUCCUUCACAACGCGGCAACGAAUCAACAACAGACCUAGCAAGACUAGCUGAACAAGACACUGCUGCCAGCUUACACUCACGGGAGGCAGCCCCCAAACCCGAUGAGAUUUUAGAGAUCUUUGCGGUUGGAAGAACAGAGUAUAAAGCUAGUUUACAGGUUGAACCUAAAUUAGAUGCCCUUUGGAACGAAAGAUCUCCUGCUCCUGAAUGCCGGGCAAACGAGGCAGUCAAUUACGCUAAGAAAGGAGAGUGA
Messenger RNA from Aspergillus niger, 3909 nucleotides. RefSeq lists its product as uncharacterized. The transcript is spliced from 4 exons. Gene Ontology annotation, molecular function: protein kinase binding; molecular adaptor activity. Lineage: Eukaryota; Fungi; Ascomycota; Eurotiomycetes; Eurotiales; Aspergillaceae. The record is from RefSeq and is a predicted model, not a curated record. Gene Ontology annotation, cellular component: Atg1/ULK1 kinase complex; phagophore assembly site membrane; extrinsic component of membrane. Gene Ontology annotation, biological process: piecemeal microautophagy of the nucleus; positive regulation of protein phosphorylation; autophagy of mitochondrion. The coding region runs from base 1 to 3909 and encodes 1302 amino acids.